Molecule: messenger RNA, 1139 nt
Organism: Pangasianodon hypophthalmus (striped catfish)
Lineage: Eukaryota; Metazoa; Chordata; Actinopteri; Siluriformes; Pangasiidae
Gene: gadd45bb
Product: growth arrest and DNA-damage-inducible, beta b
Exons: 4
Coding region: 64-540 (158 amino acids)
Biological process (GO): regulation of cell cycle
Cellular component (GO): cytoplasm; nucleus
Source: RefSeq, a predicted model, not a curated record
AGAAGAACACACUUUGGAUUUAUUAAUUCUGUAAACUCGACUGGAUUUUAUUUGUUUAUUAUUAUGACUCUCGGGGAGAUUUGGAGCUGCAGCUGCUCUGACAAACAGACAGAAGGUGUGGCUGAUGCUCUGUUGGAGUUGCUCUCAGCGGCGAGGCGUCAGGAAUGUGUCACACUCGGAGUUUACGAAGCUGCACAACUGCUGAAUGUGGAUCCAGACAGUGUGGUUCUGUGUGUUCUAGCAGCUGAUGAGGAACACGAGCAUGACGUCGCUCUGCAGAUCCACUUCACGCUCCUGCAAGCGUUCUGUCGCGAGAUCCACAUCGACGUACUGCGUGUCAGCGGAAUGAGACGUCUGGCCGAGACGCUGGGAGAACCACCCACCUCUGAAGGCCAUGCCCAUGAGCCCAAAGACUUACACUGCGUCCUGGUUACGAACCCGCAGGUUGAACACAGGAAAUUGAGUGAAGUGGGUCGGUUUUGCCGAGAGAACCUCUGCAGGAACCAGUGGCUUCCUCACCUCAGCCUUCACGAGCGCUGAGGAGCGACUGAACACCGAACACGAGGAAUUAACGCCACGCUGAAGACGUCAGAUCUGGAGAGUGUGUAAGGACGGAACAAUCUGCACACGAGCACUGUGGACGACGGAAAAACAUUUGUGUGAUAUUAUUUUGCCCUCUAGGAGGCGCUGCGACUGCUACAGAAAAACAGUGCGUACUUUACCAUUUUGUAUAAAAAAAGCACGGGUUUGUUCGGGUGUUUACGGUGGUCAUGCUACUCCUCUAUUUACCGUAAUGCCACGUGCUAACCGAAAUUAGCAUUAUAGCUUAUAAGUAGCAAACAGAGAAAAAAAUCAACGACUGCUUAUAAAUUAAAUGAUGAGGUUUGUACACUAAAGUACGGCAACACUUCUGGGACAAAGACUAAACUCUAAACUACUGCAACAGACGUGCCGGAGAAUUAAGUUUCAGCUACGUUAACAUCUAUAUCAAUGCUGCGUUACAGAAUCAACUUUUUUCUCAUCGCAGAGAUUUUAUUUUCGGUCAUAUUGACCAUCACACUGUAAAAUAUUUUUCUUAUUUAUAAACAUGCUAACGAUUAUGCUGAAUGUUAAAUAAAUGUUUAAAGGUAUGAAACAAA